Molecule: messenger RNA, 429 nt
Organism: Lodderomyces margitis
Lineage: Eukaryota; Fungi; Ascomycota; Pichiomycetes; Serinales; Debaryomycetaceae
Exons: 1
Coding region: 1-429 (142 amino acids)
Source: RefSeq, a predicted model, not a curated record
AUGUCUGACUUUAAUAUACUCGACUACGCCACCAAGUGGUAUGUUUUAGCGCCAGCAUUGAUUAUCCUUUAUGCCGUAUACAAUCAAGUUAACGAGGCAUACUUGAGGAAAAAGUUGGGUGCAGCUAAAGAAACAAACUGUGAAAGUGAUGGAGCUUUCGGAUUUAAACUUCCAUUUUGGUUGAUCGAAAGGAAAAGGAAUGGAACUCUUGUUGACUUUGCGGCUGAUAGAUAUGCUGAGAUCACAAAUACAGAGGUUCCUACGUUUUCUAUGAGAAUUUUCACCAUAAAGCUCUGGGCUACCAAAGAUCCUGAAAACAUCAAGGCAAUUUUAGCUACCCAAUUCAACGAUUUCUGUCUAGGAACUAGACACCCACAAUUCNACUUGACAAUGUCCUUGUAUGAUGGAUGUAAUGUCAAGAUGGAGUAA